AGCGUCGCCGUUGCCAAAGAAGGACAAAGUAUAAAUACUGUGAGUUUACCGGUCUGAGCAAUGUAGUGUCUUACUGCACAAGUUCGCAGGUAUUUCUGGUCGGUAUUCGGAAUGGAGGUGCCUCAGAUCAAGAAUACCCGCUCGGCGAUUGAACGCGUGGAGAAGUUCAUAUCGGACGAAUUCUUUACCGACGUCAACAUAAAGGGAAAGCGUCGCUAUCUGGAGAAAAGGGACAUCACAGGGAUCAGUCACCUCGCAGCCCCGGGAAGAAUCACUUACGAUGAAGCUCUAGCGUCGACUGAUUGGGCGCCGGCUGUGAUAGGAGACUCGUUCGGACCAACAAAUCAGGCUCCAUCAUAUGGUAUUUUCAAGGCCAAUAUCGGUCUGAACGGUAAACCAGGUAACAUAAGGACUGAUUAUAUUCUGACUCAGAACCUGACAACAGGAUUACCCAGCCGCGUUAUUUACAUCGAGAUGGCGUGCAAUAACCUGUUUGGUGCCGGCGACGGUAAUGACAUUGCGCCGCCUGACCCGAAUCGCUACUACACUCUCGACAUGGCCGAGAUAUCUGUGUUCAAUCGACCGGCGUAUGACCUCGUGAUGGACUUUGAUGUGCUUCACGACAUCAUGAAAGUCUUCAGCUGGAGCACGCACUGGUUCAAGCUGACCAUCUCUUACCCCGCGGAAUGGGUGGGAAAUGAGAUACGUCUGCGAUGGAACACCAGCUCGGAGGGCAUGGUGUGGGAGGAAGGAGUGCCCAUGCAGGUAAGCAUGUUCCCGAUCAGAGAACUCAGGACUAUGAAACUGUUGACGUGGCUGUGGCCGUACGACGAGACAAAGCGUAAGUGUGCGCGCAGCUUUUCCACCGCUCUGCAACUGAUGCAGCUCUACCCCGAUAUGACGUUCGCUUGUUCACAGGCCCAGCAGUUGAAGUGGGUGAAGGAAAACUAUCCAGAGCUGUUUGUGAAGCUGCAGGAAGCAUCAAGCAUGGGCGGAAGGUUCCUCACUGUUGGGGGAACCUGGAUCGAGAUGGAUGGGAACGUACCGAGCGGGGAGUCGUUCAUCAGGCAGUUUGCGAUGGGACAGAAGUUCUUCGAGAAAGAGUUUGGCAAGAAAUGCACUGUGUUCUGGUUGCCGGAUACGUUCGGCUACUCCGCUCAGUUGCCGCAGAUUGUGAGGCUGGCUGGGAUCAAGAACUUCCUUUCUCAGAAAAUGAGCUGGAAUCUGGUGAACACGUUCCCUAAUAACAGUUUUUACUGGGAGGGGAUUGAUGGCUCAAGGGUGCUGACUCACUUCCCACCAGCCGAUACUUACGUGGCAGAAGCAUACCCUAGAGAGGUGGUCAAGUGCAGUGAGAAUAACAAGGAUAAAGGCAGAGCCGACUGCAGCAUCUUGCUUUAUGGUUUUGGUGAUGGAGGAGGCGGACCCACACAGAUAAAGAUGCUGAACAGAGCCUGUGAGAUGCUGCUGCAGCAGUGGGAGUUCCUGCAGGCGAUGCUGUCGGUGCAGCCGCGCAUCAGCCGCACCCAGGCGACCAGGGCGGUGCCGGCGAGCAGCGAGGCGUACUGGGAGAUACUGCUGCUCAACCAGUUCCACGACGUGUUGCCCGGCACGAGCAUAGAGAUGGUCUGCGUGGAAGCUGUGGAGAUGCUGACGAAGCUCCGUGACGAGCUCGCGCGUGACGUCGAGGUCAUGCGGCUGCAGCUGCUGAUGGCCGCGCCCGCGCCCGCGCCGCGCAUGCAGCCCGUCGUGAAGGUUUGCGGCCACAAGUGGGCGGAUAUGUCAGAGACCGGUGUCGGCGUGGCCCUGCUGAAUGACUGCAAGUAUGGCUACUCCUGCUACAAGAACGUGCUAAGACUGUCACUGCUGAGGGCUCCAAAGUCCCCGAAUGCCAACUCGGACAUAGGCAAGCACGAGUUCACCUAUGCCAUCAUGCCACACAAAGGUACGUUCCAGUCGGCCGGAGUUGUGCAGCAAGCCUACAACCUCAACUCGCCACUAGGUGUCGCCAGGGUUUCGGUCCCCGUCACCGCAAAAUCUUGGCUGUCUGUCGACAACCCAGCCGUGGUAUUGGAGACGGUGAAGAAGGACGAGAUGAAUCCUGAAGCCAUAAUUGUGAGGAUGUACGAGGCGUACGGGAGCACGGCGCACGCGACGAUCAAUGUCGGACUACCCGUGCAGAAGGUGUUCGAGUGUGACAUUUUUGAAAAGGAUGACAGCAGUGCCCCCUACGAGGUCAAAAACUCUACAUUCCAAGUAAAGCUGACACCGUUCCAAGUUAAGACUGUCAAGUGCUGGAUUAUGCGUUAAAGAAACAACUCGCACCAAAAACUGAAUUGCAUAAAAAAAACGUUAAAAAAAUGUAAAAUUCAACAUUAAUUUUGUCAACAGCAAGAUAAAAUCAUCUAAGAUAUUGCUUUAUCAGGGAAUGCUAAUUUUAUUAAUCAAUUAAUUAGCCUAAAUUUAUAAUUUCUGUUUUAAUAAUUAUGGGUGUUUCGGUCAUAUGGUAUGGUUUAAGCAUAUAUAAAAAAUAUGAUGGGGCGUGUUACGUGUGGUAUCACGAAAAUAUGACCGAUCCCCCUGUUAAUUAUCAUAUCUAUAUAGAAUGUUAUUUUUACAUACAAUCAUGCAAAAUUAAUGGUUCAUGUUGAACCAUAGAAUAAUUAAACUAUUCCGUGAAUAAUGAGCUAUUCUUGUAGAAUGGGAAGCUUCCUUUCUGACAUUGUCGCGCCAUGUAACGUAGUCAUUCUUUUUGUUGUUGGAUUCACGUGUUCCGGAACGUUGGUCACUAGUGACUGACGAACCUGGUCUCGUGGCGUUGUCUUAAACAACGGCAGAUGUCCGACAUACGUAACGUGAACAACAGCUGUUCGCAGUGCAUUACGUGAACAACGGCAGCUGUUUGACAUACUUUACGUGAACAACGGCAGCUGUUCGACAUACGUAACGUGAACAACAGCAGCUGUUCGACAUACGUAACGGACAUACGUAACGUGAACAAUGAUAGCUGUUCAAAGGUUACGUGAACAAUGAUAGCUGUUCUAAGGUUACGUGAACAAUGAUAGCUGUUCGAAGGUUACGUGAACAAUGAUAGCUGUUCUAAGGUUACGUGAACAAUGUGAGCAGCAGCCGUUCGACGUGCGUUACAUGACGUGCGGCUCACGUUGCCUUUCUGUGAUGUAAUGACGUGUUAUAACGUUCAGCUGAAAGCUACUCGUGUCUCUCACCACUUUGAAAUCAUGGAUGGUGACAUAGAUACACCAUGAAGCUGUGCAUGCCUUAGUAAUGUGCCUGCAGUAGAUGUGUGAACAGCUCUGGUUUCUACAUUUCUAUAGUUACCAACGUCUAUACGUGUGCCAAUUUCAAUUUUAGUACUCGUUGGGUGUGCAGUCUCUCCAACUUUAAAAUGCGAAUGGGUAGGCGCCAUAUUUGAUAAUUGUGUACCAACUAUCGUUGAUUGGUUGUUUUUACAAGCAAAUAAAUCAUGUUUAAUUAAUCA
Priapulus caudatus is the source of this 3499-nucleotide messenger RNA. Its product is annotated as alpha-mannosidase 2C1-like. The record is from RefSeq and is a predicted model, not a curated record. Gene Ontology annotation, biological process: oligosaccharide catabolic process; mannose metabolic process. The transcript has 21 exons. Bases 112 to 2310 code for a protein of 732 amino acids. Lineage: Eukaryota; Metazoa; Priapulida; Priapulimorpha; Priapulimorphida; Priapulidae. Gene Ontology annotation, molecular function: alpha-mannosidase activity; carbohydrate binding.